Diachasma alloeum is the source of this 1941-nucleotide messenger RNA. RefSeq names its product snurportin-1 (gene Snup). The record is from RefSeq and is a predicted model, not a curated record. Gene Ontology annotation, cellular component: nucleus; cytoplasm. The transcript is spliced from 5 exons. The coding region runs from base 451 to 1473 and encodes 340 amino acids. Gene Ontology annotation, biological process: snRNA import into nucleus. NCBI's taxonomy places the organism in Eukaryota, Metazoa, Arthropoda, Insecta, Hymenoptera, Braconidae.
UUGUGGGAAUUUAUGUUUAGUGCGUGUAAUACUCCAUAAUAAACCGCAAUUUCAUCAUGAAAUCACUGCUAUCUAUCAUUAUUAUUAAUAAAUUAUCACAUUACUAGUAAUUAUUUCAUGAAUUUGACUCGUAUUUUUCCCAAAAUACGUAGAGAGCGAUCUCUAGUCUAAAGUGAAUAUGCGCAGAGAAGUUGCGCACAGGGCUGACAAUUUUUGUUGUUUUUUCAUUUCAUCACUUUUUUACAUGUUUAGCACAUGUAAUGACUCGAAAUGAACGCUAUUAUUGGUUUUUUUUUAAUUAUUGCAACUAAUGGGGGAUUUUCAGCUCUAGAUUUUCUAUUUGAACGCUCGUAGAUUUUCGAUUUAGAUGUACUAGAGUAGAGAUAACGAAGAGGUAGUCCUCUGAUGUUUUUUUUCAACGAAAACAAUUGAUCAUCACAAACAGCGUGUAUGAACAAUACCAGUGCAAUAAUGUCUUUGGAAAAUACAAAAAUCGAGACCACAACAGGGGAUGGAAGAGCUAAUCGAAUGUUAUUGUACAAAAAACCGAUAAAAAAAGAUAAUUAUAAAGUAGAAGCUGAAUGGGAGGAGACACCACAGGAAGUCCGCAGAAAACGACUGCUGCAUCACCAAAAAGAAUGCAGAGAUGUAGCUUUCAACGCAGGACGUGUAAUAGUAGAAGAUUUGCCCUUCUCAGAGGAAGAGAAUCAAGACCCAAUGGAUGUGGAAAAAGCCAGACAUGGCUCGAGAAGGCACACGAACAAACGGUAUGCCAACAAAUUGAUGAUGUCCGAGUGGAUGCUCGAUGUGCCUGGGGACCUCGUCGAAAGGUGGUCGAUGGUCCCCUGUCCGAAGGGACGGAGAAAUUUACUGGUAGCAAGGAAAGGAAGGACAGAGGCGUACACCAGACGAGGAGAAAAACUCACCGAAUUUCAGUCUGCAUUACCCGGGGGUCAUGCCGACGAGAUGAAUAGGAGUUACACCCUUCUCGAUUGUAUUUGGGUGCCUAAACAGAAAAUUUACUAUGUUCUCGAUGUGCUCGCCUGGUCCACUCAGCCUUUAUUAAACUGUGAUGCUGAAUUUCGUAGAUUCUGGUUGCAAUCUAAACUGCAAGAGGAUGAGGAUUUAAGAUUCCAUGGAACAAAGCGAAAUCAAUUUCCAAUAUUACCUCUUCCAAGUGUCUCUUGUGAUAACAAUUUGUCAGAGUUUCUCGACAAUUUACCACCGCUUCCACCCCUCGAUGGUCUCUUAUUUUACCACAAAGAGGGAUAUUACAUGCAUGGAUUCACACCUUUAGUCACUUGGCUGAAGCCUUACAUGUUACCUGAGAUUCUGGGGGUCUCAGUGCCACCACCAAUGGAUGACAAACCCGAGGGGUAUGUGGACUUGAUGCAGCAUAUAUCAUUUGGGCUCAAAGGGAAAAAAAUAUCCGCAUCUUCUGAAUUAUUUAUGGAAACUGCUACUGAUGGCUAAAUAUUUUCAUCUUUUAAUAAUUUCUACGACUUUUUUUUUUUAUAACGACGAUGUACAAAAUGAUUGAAUUUUUAUUGUGCAUCUGAAUGUUCGUUUUAUAAUAAAAAAAAUAGCCCAUCUCAGAAUGGUCUCGUGCUAUAGAUUUACAGCACUAGUGGAGACUGUCGUAUCAAAGUUGAGUUGGUGGAGUAUCGCCAGGGCUUUUUCAUUGAAGAAUAACAAAACUUUGGACAGGACUUGAGCCGAAGAGGCUUUCAUCUGGGAAUAAAAAUAUAACAAAAACUUUAAUUCUACAAUAUUAAUGUUUAGAGUUUCAUUAUUGAGAUGCUUUCUCACCUUAUUAUCCAUAAUAGUGAAUGAAGGCAAACUAAUUUUAUGCAAUUUACAGAGGCCUAACUGUAGUCCAGCUGAAUGUAUCAUUUGCUUAUUCAAAACUUGAUAAAAUUUCUCGAUAUGUUGAGCACGAAA